This is a messenger RNA of Chlorella variabilis, 1911 nucleotides long. Its product is annotated as expressed protein. The record is from RefSeq and is a predicted model, not a curated record. Lineage: Eukaryota; Viridiplantae; Chlorophyta; Trebouxiophyceae; Chlorellales; Chlorellaceae. The coding region runs from base 1 to 1911 and encodes 636 amino acids. The transcript has 11 exons.
AUGGUUCGCACACAGCGGCGGGUGGCCUUCUGGCUCGCCCUCAUCAUGCUGGGCGCCCAAGGGCUGGAGGCCCGCGAACUGGAGGGCGUGAAGAAGAAGAAGUGGCUUUCAGGCAAGGCGCUGAUAUUGGAGAUGGACUUCACAGAAGGCGACGUGGGAAGGCAAGAGGAGCCGCUUGCGGAGCCGGCAGCGGCGCGGGGGGCGGGCUGGCCUGCGGGGCGCCUCGCGCGCCCCGGGGGGCGAAUCCUGCUCGUCAAGCGCAAGAACCGGCGGCGGAAGUGGCGGGUGAAGGUGAAGGACCCCGGCUGGCUGGAGAAGCUGCGCACGGGCAUGGACCUGUCAGCGGGGGGCAGCUGGUGGAACAAAAAAAAUUGGGAGGAGGCGGAUGAGGAGCCCGAGGAUCCGGGCGACGUGCUGGACGAGCCCGAGGACCCCGCCGCCGCGGAGCUGGAGUUCCAAGCGGACAGCAUCACCGCCAGCGGCGGGCCCGUGGCGCCGCAGCCCAUCGUGGUGCCGGCGCAGCCCACGCCCGACGAGCUGCUGGCGGCGCAGCUCAACACGCUGGGGGCGACGACGGUCGGCGCCACCGCAGCCGCCGCCACCGCGUUCGAGGGCAACGGCGGCUACAUCAACGUGACGCAAGGCGGCGGCACAUGGGUCUGGAACGACCUCUUCCUCUCCUCCCUGGGAGUGCUGGUGAUCCCAAUCACGGCGAUGGAUCCUGUGACCAAGGGCACUUGCCGUGCCGGGGCGGCCACCCACAACCCGCCGCUCAACCGCAACCAGAUCCAGGGUGUUGUGUUCUCGGACGGCACGCCCAACACGCCCACCACCGCGACCGUGGGCUCCACCUUCUACCUCUGCUCUAACCUCAAGACCAGCCUGACAGCCAACAACAGCCUGGUGGCGCAGCCCGUGCAGCUCAACUGCUCCGGCAGCAGGCACGCGCCGGGGCGGUUCCGCUACGGCAUCCCGUGGCGGGCCAACCGCUGCACUUUUGACGACUUCCACGGCUGGGCGGAUGCCGCAGACGCCGCGCUGGUUGCUCGCGGCGUCAACAUCAACAAGUACUUCUACAGGCAAGCAGCGGCGGCGGGGCGGGUUAGCAGGGUCUACCUGGUACCGCCCGGACCCUGCGACAAGGAGUGGGCCGGUACCGCCUACCUGGGCUGCGACGGCACCUUCCAGUGCCGCGCCUGGAUCGCGGGCAACCACUGGGGCGACGAAAACGCCAUCGCACACGAGCUCUCCCACAACAUGUUCAUGCAGCACGCGGGCACCACCACCGGCGCCUCUUUCCCCGGAGGAUCCUUCAACGAGUACGAUGACUUGAGCUGCGCCAUGGGCUGGUGCUGCGACAACAGGUGCUGGAACAUGCCGCACGCUUGGCAGAUGGGUUGGAACGCGGCGCGCACGUACGAUGCGGCCACGCUCAUCCGCGGCCGCACCUACAACGUCUCGCUGGGCAGCCAGUCGCGUUAUGCGGCCACCGAUUUGCCCGUGCGCAACAGCAUCCGUGUGCUGCCCUGGAACGUGCCGGGGGUGGGCGCCAACAAGCCGGUGCCGCUGUGGAUCUCGUUCCGCACGCGCACCCGCGGCGACAUGGGCCUGGCAGCUGGCUGGGAUGACAAGGUCCACAUCCACUCCUCCGGCAUCUCAGACCCCUACGACUCGGCCUUUACCAACUGGGAGACCAUGCUGGGCGUGGACGAGACAUGGACCCACCCUGUGCUGAACGUCACCGUGCGGCGCUACCCCAGCAACAACCCCAGCGCCGCUGUGGUCACGCUGUGCCGGUACUACCGACCCGAGACCUACCUGUCCUGCCUGUACAGCUUGGAUUAUGACUGCAACGGGAAGGCGGGGUAUGACGACGACGCAUGCUUAAGUCUCUUACCACCAGCAUCGUAG